AUGCCUGUCUAUCCGGUCCGGCGCAGGCCGCGCGAGUGUAAAACGUGUUUGCCCUGCCGAGCGAGCAAGGUCCGAUGCGAUCGCAAUGUGCCCUGUAGCAACUGCGUCAAGCGCAACUUCAGCUGCACGUACGGCCGUCCGCCACCCUCCAACGCCUCGAAACCGCCGCUCCUGUCGGAUCCCUUUGCGACCGCGACCACGACCACCUCCGCGGUCCCGUCCCCACAGCUCCCACCGCCGCCAUCCUCCUUCACACCCGCCGGUGGCGAUGGCGGCCGCUACAGUUUUGCUUCCACCUCCGUGGGGGACUAUGGCCGCCCGGAUCCGGACCCUCACGCGUCGUCGGAUAUGGUAUCUCUGUCGCAGAUGGAAUGGGAUGAGGUCAAUGCGAAGAUGCAGGCCAUGGAGCAGAUCGUGACCAGUCUGCACUCGCUGUUCUCAAACCAUUCGGAGCGGAGACCGACCGAUUUUCGUUCGGAAACGUUUGUCAGCGAUGAUGGCAUGUCGUCCAGCGGAGCAUACGAUUCCAGCAGGCUGGAAACCGGCGAGGUCCACAUUGGCGCCCGAUCUGCCCUGUUAGACAUCUUGGGCAAGACCAAUGGCUCCCAGGAAGCGGCCCAGGGGUUGCCCACGGGUGAACUCCUUGCGGAGUUGGCGAUGGGGAACGAGUCUGCUGCAUACCCAUUCGUGGACCUCUGGUCGUCGGACCCAUUUACAUUCAAUAUUGCCGGCGUAUGCGGUGUGCUUCCGGACGAUGAACAGUGUCAAAAAUUUUUCGACUUCUACAAAGAUAUCGGGGCGGUUUUAUACCCUGUCCUCCCGAACGUGCGGAAAAUGGAAGAUGAAAUGAACCGCUUGUUACAAAACCGGGCCCACGCGGGUGGUGUUUACAAACCUGAUGGCAGUGGUCUUAUGAAGCCAUUUGGCAUGAGCCUUCCAUUCCUCAGCCUGCUCUUUGCCGUCUUGGCGUCGGGCUGUCAAUUGUCCGACUUGUCGGGAAGCGAGCGGCGGUUGACGUCGUGGGUUUAUGUGUCUUGCUCAUACCAGUGUCUGCGGAUGAUCAAUUAUGUGUCUCAUCCGACAGUGGAGGUGAUUCAGAUAUUGCUUAUCAUCAGCAAUGUGUUAUCGUACAACAUGAAUGCGGGCGCAUCGUAUACCUUGCUUGGGAUGACGGAGCGAAUGUGUAUGGUGCUUGGUCUCCAUGUGGAGUCCCCCGGUUUUUCUAUCGGAGCCAAGGCAGCGCGGAGGAGAGUGUGGUGGGCCAUGGCGUUUCAAAAUAGCCACUUUUCCCUGGCGUAUGACCGGCCGUCCAUCACGAUGAUCAACCAGCCGGAGAUCCCGUACGACCCGAAGUCGAUGCCCGGUCACCGAUCGUAUUUCGAGACUCUUUGCCGAGUCAUUUCCGUCGCCCUGGAAAUGCUGCGAGGGUUGCUGUUCCACCACCACACCCACCUCCGAUACCACGAAAUCCGGGAGUACAAGCAACAGAUCGAGCGCAUCACCACAGAGGCAGCUCCGCACCUGCGACAGCGGGAGAGCUGCCGCACACUCGCCGAUCACAUCGAGCGGACGGAGCUGCAGCUGCACUCGUCGUACUACAUUUCCCUCAUGUGCCGAGUCUCCCUCGACCCGGACGCCCCGCUGGACGACCAGCGGCGCGCGAUCAUCCGAGGGGACUGCCUGACGAAUUUGAUGCGAACGAUCGAGGCCUUUGUCGAAUUGCACUCGAUCAACACGCAUUGCUCGCGAAGCUGGAUCAGCCUACAGCGGACCAUCGCCUCGGCGUUCCUCCUCGUCGCGCACAACAACGCCUCCGUGCACCCGCAUACCUGGGAUCUCAUCCAACGGCUGGAGAACGUACUAGCCGACCACGUCCACGCGAACGGCGAGGAAUCUGAGAACAGCCAGACCGACUCGGCCAAGCACCUCGCAUCAUCCCUGCGGGCGCUCCGGGAAGUCAGCGCGGCCUUCCGCGCCCGCGAAAAGGGCAUGUCGGCCCCGGAGACCACGGCGGUGACUCCCAACUACCCGACGGCUCUCGACAUGAUCUCCCCUGCGUCUGUGCCGGCUCAGGCGACCGAGCCUCUGUAUACGGGCGCCGGGUACCCCGUUAACACGGACGAUAGCCACAUAGAAGGGAUUCUCAACCGGGUCUCGGACGUAAUGCUAUUUCCCAAUAUGAACACGGGAAAUGUUUGA
Aspergillus candidus is the source of this 2199-nucleotide messenger RNA. RefSeq names its product cellobiose response regulator. Gene Ontology annotation, molecular function: carboxy-lyase activity; DNA binding; zinc ion binding. The coding region runs from base 1 to 2199 and encodes 732 amino acids. Lineage: Eukaryota; Fungi; Ascomycota; Eurotiomycetes; Eurotiales; Aspergillaceae. The record is from RefSeq and is a predicted model, not a curated record. Gene Ontology annotation, biological process: DNA-templated transcription; regulation of DNA-templated transcription. The transcript is spliced from 5 exons.